This is a messenger RNA of Fusarium verticillioides 7600, 1756 nucleotides long. RefSeq lists its product as hypothetical. The coding region runs from base 246 to 1619 and encodes 457 amino acids. The record is from RefSeq and is a predicted model, not a curated record. Gene Ontology annotation, molecular function: DNA-binding transcription factor activity. The transcript has 3 exons. Lineage: Eukaryota; Fungi; Ascomycota; Sordariomycetes; Hypocreales; Nectriaceae. Gene Ontology annotation, biological process: regulation of DNA-templated transcription.
CAACAACUUCAACUAUGUGUUUGUGUAAUGAAGCGUCAAUCAAUCUUGCUGCGACUCAAAACAUUUUGGUAUUUUUGAACGACAAUAAUCCAGAAUUGUCCAGAAAGCCCUUUGUGCCCCCGAUAAGCCCAAAGCGACUAAAAGCGGAAGAACAAGAAAACAUAUAGUCCUUGGUGCCACAGUCAUCCGUCAUCCUUCACAUCUCCUUACCCUAAUCUUACCUCGUUGCCAUCCAAUGGAACAUUAUGGGUGAGAGCACAAAGAUUCAGAAGGGCAAGGCGUCAGCCAAACGCAAUAGCGAGGCACGUCGUGAACAGAACCGUCUUGCUAGCCGAAACUAUCGCGAAAAGCGGAAGCGGAAGCUGGCCCUUCUAAAUGAGCUUCUAGACCCCAGCAACAUUCCUAGCAUCACCGGUAACGGUAAUAUAUAUGAUGUUCCGGGCCCCAGUGGUUCGAGUGACAUCAGCGCUCCUCCAGCACCUCUGACUAACCAUCUCAUAACAUUGGAUCUCAACAGAUUCGAUGGCACUGAAACCUAUUCUGCGCCGCAAGCCUGGGCAGAUUUUACUCAUGAGUCGGUUCCGACGAUCAUUCCUAACCAACUGGCACCGGAGUUUCCCCCAGUGCUUGACAAAGACAACGCUCCCAACCUUGGAUCUCAUGAGCAAUGGGAAGCUGUCACGCAUGGGCUUAUACAACAAUCCCCAACGUUUACAGGCCAGUCCCCAGCAGACUGCAUAGGCUAUAGGGCCAUAGAAGAAGCCUUCGAGGAUAGUCCAGACUCUAGCCACAGAUGCUCUCAAGGAGCCUCGAGCAAUGACGAUAGUUCCUUGAAAGACGUCCUACAUGGAGUAGAGAGACUCAGCAUUGAACAGAAACAAUAUCUUCUUCGUCGCCUACAAAAGGAUACCCGGGAACCAAAAUCUCCAUCUCCUCCACAAAAGAUGCUACGUCAGACUCCUGGCCAAAUCCAAGCCAUCCUAUUUGCCAAAGCAUUGAUCAGGACAGCAAAUGCGAGACCAUCGCUUUUCCCAACGCAAUACACAAUGGAUCCGGGGAUAUUUGGUGCAAUAUUCGCAAACUGCUACGCUCUCGGUAUGGGGGGUGUAGACGAGAUACUCCACGAUGACGGUUGCAGUGUGUUCUCUGUCACGUCGGACGAAGGCCACCAUCCAUCAAAAUUGUCCUUUGUGAAGUCAAGAUUCUUGGAUGUAUCAUCUGAUCUUCAGCCGAUUGAGAAACAGUUAACGUUUGGACAUCAUCCUUAUAUUGAUGUUAUUCCGUUCAAAACCUUUCGUGAGAACCUCAUCACCGUUCUCGACCAAGAUCCUAAUGCCAUUGAUGAAGGGGCCUUGUGCCAUGAUAUUCUUUCCGGCGGUUUCACAUGCUGGGGAGCUGGAAUGAACUCACGUGGCAUGGGUGCAGGUGUGCCAUGGGACUCACGUAGUUGGGAGCCCAGUAUAUGGUUUUUAAUGAAGUAUCGUACUUUAGCAGGUGAGUGGGAUGGUGAGCUGUGGAAGAGUGUUCGGUGGUGGCAUAGUGCUCGAGGGGAGAGAAUGCAAAUCUCGCAGGAAAUAAAUAUAGGCAGCGACAUCUUUCAGGGUACACCGAGGCGAUAGAUAACACACAACUACUGUCUUCACAUUAUUAAGGAAUAUUGACCUAAAGACAGUCUGGUAUACCAUGCCACAUAGUAUUACAGGACAAGUGCUACACGACAGGCUGAUGAUAUAAAACACGAGUAAGAAUAUGGUAU